AUGUCUCAAUACAGCUAUUUCACAGACCCACUGGAUUCUGACAGUAUUCGCUUGCUCGGUUUAAUGCCAGAUGAAGACCUGACCUCUCCAAUACAUUGCCGACUUCAUGAUUAUUCUCUUCGAGAAUCGGACAGGGGGAUCCAUCUCUAUGAAGCUUUAUCCUAUGUAUGGGGUAGCCUGGAGAACCCUAAGGUUGUCUAUAUAGACAAUCGUUCUCUAUCUAUCACAGCAAAUCUUCAUAGAGCACUGCUACAUCUUCGAGAUCCCACCUUUGAAAGAAUCAUAUGGGUGGAUUCUAUUUGUAUCAAUCAAGAAGAUGACACAGAAAAGAGUCACCAGAUUCAAUUAAUGGCAAAGAUCUUUGGUCAAGCGAAUCGCGUAAUUGUUUACCUUGGUGAUGAAGCAGAUGAUAGCAAUCAAGCGCUCGAAAGUAUACGUAUAGCUGCAGAAGAUGACUCUCCGACUUUGAUAACCAAUGAAGUAAACCAGGCGGGAAUCUUUGAACUGCUUAAACGACCUUGGUUUCAACGUAUCUGGAUUCUUCAGGAGGUUGGCUUCGCUCAACAAAUCCUGAUAAUGUGUGGGUCUGCAACAAUAGACGGUUAUACUUUCAGCAUCGGCUUCAGCAAGCUUUUCUAUAACCAUCAAUCAGACUUGCCAAAUCUUAUUCGUCCAGUGAUUUACCUAAUAAGAGGAGCAAUAUUCCGACCAAAACAUGCAAUUCGGUCAUCAGGUGCACUUUCUCUAGGCGCAUUGGUAGAUAUGUAUCAUACCCGCAAGGCCACUAAACGUCACGACAAGGUGUAUGCCUUACUCAACAUGAGUUCCGAUAGUUAUGAUCUAGCCGGAUUGUUGCCUGACUAUAAAGUUACAUGGGUAACGCUCUUGGAGCGACUUGUUAAAUUUACAAUCUCCCAAGAUAUAUCUAUAAAGACUUGGGAGGGCAAGGAGAUAGCACUAAUUGAGAGCAAGGGCUAUGUACUUGGCCAUGUACACUCAAUAAAUAUUGACAGUACCAGGCACGAGAGACAGUGUGUUAAUAUCAAAUUUAACAAUCAGCCAAGUAUCAACAACGAAAAGUACCACACUCGUUGGAUUCUCCAGGCUUCGGCGAAAUCUAUCCAGCAAGGCGAUCUCGUUUGUCUUUUAAAAGGGGCUCCAAAACCAACCAUCAUUAGAGCAUACAAGGAUUAUUUUGUUAUCAUUGUAAUUGCGGUUGCUUUGCAAAACAAAAUGCAAAAAAAAGGCGGAUGUUUUGAGUCCACACAUCCCUUGCCUUCGAUGAAGAACUUCUCGCGUGAUUUUCUACUUAUCUGGGACUGGGAGCAAAGCCCAGAGAAUUUGCAAUGCCAAGCAGAAUAUGAGGGUACAAUUGAGAGCUAUUACUCGGUACCGGAGUAUCUAAAGACAGAUAAAAACAGAGUAGCCAAUUCAAUUAAUGUAGUACUAGCCUUGGCAGAUGCGAGAAACUACGAAAACGAAGAGGAUGUGCUUGAAAGACAGAUAAAGCACUACGAAGGAAUGCUUGGAGGAGAAGAUUUACAUGUAUUAGCAUUAAAAGAAAGUCUUGCAUGGAUUUAUUAUCAGAAAGAUGACAGGAUGAAAGCAAAGGAGUCCUUUUUGCAGCUAAUACAGGCAAGAAAUGUUUUGCAGGGUAAAUAUCAUCAAGAUACAUUGAGAAGUGUGGCAAAGCUAGGAUUGGUCUAUAUGGAAGGAAUCAACUGUGAUUUGAAUGAGAGAGAUGUGACAAGAAUUUCGAACCGGAUUGAAAGCAAUAUUCAAAUGAGUGAGGAGGAUAUGAUACAACUUGGAAGGUUAUCUAAUCAUGAAAUGAUGGAACUUCUGUUGGAACAGAAAAAGGACAAUGUUAAAGUUACAGAAGAGGUGGUAACAGCUGUAGCGAGGAAUUGGAUCGAUGGGUAUCAGAUUUUGAAGCUUUUAUUUGAGAAACGAGAUGAAGAAAUAACGAUUACUGAAAAGGUAUUGACAGCUGCAGUGGGGAAUUGGGAUCAUGGGUAUCGGAUCUUGGAGCUUUUGUUUGAGAAGCGAGAUGAAGAAAUAACGAUUACUGAGAAGGUAUUAACAGCUACAGCAGGAAAUCCGGAUAAUGGGUAUCAGAUCAUGAAGCUUUUAUUUGAGAAACGAGGUGAAGAGAUAAAAAUUACUGAAGCGAUGGUUAAAACAGCAACAAGGAUUUCAGCAGCAAGGAAAUCGGACAAUGGGUAUCAGAUUUUGAGGCUUUUAUUUGAGAAACGAAGUGAAGAGAUGUCAUUCAUUCAAGAGAUAUUAGAGAUUGCAGCGGAGAUCCGUUAUUAUGGAAAAGAGAUUAUAAUGCUUUUGCUUGAGAAACAAAGGGAGAAAGUAGUCAUUACUGAGGAAGUAGUGGGAGCUACAGGGAGAAGUUAUGGUAAUGGGAAGGAAAUUAUGAUGCUUCUACUUGAGGAGCGAGGAGAAGCAACGGUUCCUGAAAAGGCAGUGAUGCUGAUUGCUAGACAUUUCCAAGUGAAAUUCAUGGCACUUCUGCUUGAGAAACAAAGUGAAAAACUAAUUAUUACUGAAGAGAUUCUGAAGGCCGCAGUAGGAAAUUAUCAUUACGGACAGGAGAUUACAAUGCUUUUAUUGGAGAAGAGAGGGAAUGAAGUGAUAAUUACUGAAGAGGUAUUAGAAGUUGCAGAAAGGCGUUCUCAUUUGAAAGAUGAAGUGAUGGAGUUAUUAUUGAAGCACAGGCAACUAAUGUCAUGA
This is a messenger RNA of Botrytis fragariae, 2742 nucleotides long. Its product is annotated as putative het domain protein. Gene Ontology annotation, molecular function: protein binding. Lineage: Eukaryota; Fungi; Ascomycota; Leotiomycetes; Helotiales; Sclerotiniaceae. The coding region runs from base 1 to 2742 and encodes 913 amino acids. The record is from RefSeq and is a predicted model, not a curated record. The transcript has 2 exons.